AUGAUGUUUGUGUCUGCGUCUACGACAUACGGGUUAACCCUGUCUGCGGCACUCUAUGCCUCAGCAGUGGACGCAUUGGCUUUCAGACGAUAUGAUGGUAUCCAUCGCACGGCCAAGUCGCCACAGAUUACACAGCCUACCAUGCUAUUGCAGCGGAAAGGUGAUGUCUGCGGCGCUGGCAUGAAGCUAUGCCCGGCAAAUUUGGGUGGAAACUGUUGCCCAGAAAACUAUGCUUGCGCAAUAGAUGGUUGCUACUCAACAACAACUACCACAAGCACUUCAUCUGUACCAUCGCACACAUACUCAUGCCCAACCAGCCAGUACCUCUGCCCAUCAUCUGUCGGCUAUGGGUGUUGUCCCAAUGGGAUGGGCUGUGGCGUUAGUCGAUGCUACUCUACUCAGCCAAUCACCACAACAGUGACGACGGCCAUUACGAGUACAGCAAGCGGCACAAUAACCACACUCACGACAACUGCGAUCAUCGUCAGGAGUCCAAGUGUCCCUACCAGCUUGGGCACGUUGGAUGAUCGCACCAACGAUGAUGAUGACAUCCAAACAACUGACUCAUCAGCCACUACUGUCCCAAAGUAUACGCCACCAGCAGAGACGGACAGGAGUGAUGACCAAGAUAAUAGCAGUCUCUCCACGACACAGCUAGGAGGCAUCAUUGGAGGAGCUGUUGCACUUCUUGCGUUGGUGGUCGCUGCGGCUGCUGUUCUGAUUCGCCAUAUUGAUAGGCUGGGCAGCCAGAUGUCGCGAAAGUCCAGUUCGUCCAAAAGUAGCUCAGCAACAAAGCAGACGAGUGUGUCGAGUUAUGAAAGCGGAAGUUCCCGAACAGAUUCUACGCGCGAGUCAUUACGGCGUUCACGAGCUCGUCGAAAGCCUCGGUCCAGAUCUACAGUCCGCCGUAAUCGUCAACGGCGCAAUGGUCUGAUCGCAACGAGGUCCGGCAAUUUUAUGACUGAAAGAUCGCUGGGGAGGCAAGAUUCUGCUGACAUUUCCCUCGAAGUUUUGACUCGAACGGUCAACUGCGGUGGUGCGGUGGUAUCAGAUACAAGACACGGCUAUGUCGUAUCGCCCACGCCUAUCAACGAUGUGUCACCAAGAUUACUCAGUUCUCCAUCGCCUAUUAGCGAUACGGAACUCGAGGCAAGUUCGCUCGCACAAGAAUUAGCCGGGAUAUCGACGGCGUCUACUCUGGCAGCGGAUCUACUCAUACAUUACCCGCAAGACAUUCCCCCGAGCGACCUCCCGAGGGUAGCCAUGAGACCACCGCUUGCAUACCAAUGGAUGAGAAGCAUAGGGUUGCUCAGGCAGUCGGAGAACACUUCUCCUGAUGAGUACUGCAUCGACGAUGAAGAAUGGCACGGAUUCUAUGGGUCCCGAGACCACAUGGCAGGUCGAACAGGACUUGGUAUCUACACGCAAAUUCGUGGAGGUGGACACAGACAGUAUCGAUAA
This is a messenger RNA of Trichoderma breve, 1461 nucleotides long. RefSeq lists its product as uncharacterized. Lineage: Eukaryota; Fungi; Ascomycota; Sordariomycetes; Hypocreales; Hypocreaceae. The transcript has a single exon. Bases 1 to 1461 code for a protein of 486 amino acids. The record is from RefSeq and is a predicted model, not a curated record.